UUUUGCUUGCUCGAUAAUUGUUUUGUAGUAGUGUGGACAGUGUAGGCACAGCUCUAAUCAUCUUGCCCAUGGCUGCAAUUCUCUCCCUCUCUUCAAGUUCUCUGCUCAAAACGACACCCAGCCAUCAUCACCUAUCUUCCUCUUUCAAGGGAAAUUUGGCAACUUUGAAGUUAAAGACGUGCAAUUUCACUCCUCUUAAACUGCAUAGCAAUACCAAACCAAAAGGAAGACCACAGCUAGUAGUCGUCAAUCAAGCUACUGCUUCUGUUGCAUCUCCAAUAUCAAAUGCGAGAUUCAGACUGGACAAUUUAGGCCCACAACCGGGUUCGAGAAAGAGGGGAAAGAGAAAGGGAAGAGGUAUCUCUGCUGGACAAGGUAACAGUUGUGGGUUCGGUAUGAAAGGACAGAAAUCGCGUUCUGGUCCUGGUGUUAGAAAAGGGUUUGAAGGUGGUCAGACGCCCCUUUAUCGUCGUGUCCCGAAAUUGCGAGGAAUUGCUGGAGGUAUGCACGCCGGUUUACCUAAAUAUGUUCCUGUUAACUUAAAAGACAUAGAAGCAGCAGGGUUUCAAGAGGGGGAAGAGGUGUCAUUGGAGACAUUGAAAGAGAGGGGCUUGAUCAACCCAUCCGGAAGAGAAAGGAGACUUCCUUUGAAGAUUCUAGGCGAUGGAGAGUUAAGCGUGAAGCUGAAUUUUAAGGCUCGUGCCUUUUCAACGUCAGCCAAGGAGAAGCUUGAGGCUGCUGGUUGCUCGCUUACUGUAUUACCUGGCCGUAAGAAGUGGGUGAAACCAUCAGUUGCUAAGAACCUUGCUCGAGCAGAGGAAUACUUUGCAAAGAAAAAAGCAGCUGCCGAGUCUGAGCCCGUCUCUGCUUGAACCAUUUGUCAUUAAAGUUUUAUGCUUUUAAGGAGGCAUAGAAUAGCACGUGAAGAUAUCCAGCAGGGUGAUUCUUUUUUUUUCCCCCCUUUUUGGGUUAGAUUUCUUAGGUGUCCCAGUCUGUAAUAUCUUCCAUUUGUAUCUGCUUUCCAUUAAAAGCCCUUCUGUAAUUUGAUUUUGAUUUUAAAUUUCAUAGUACCUCUCUUCCCUAACCAA
Messenger RNA from Jatropha curcas, 1088 nucleotides. RefSeq names its product ribosomal protein L15 (gene RPL15). Gene Ontology annotation, biological process: translation. The record is from RefSeq and is a predicted model, not a curated record. Gene Ontology annotation, molecular function: structural constituent of ribosome. NCBI's taxonomy places the organism in Eukaryota, Viridiplantae, Streptophyta, Magnoliopsida, Malpighiales, Euphorbiaceae. Gene Ontology annotation, cellular component: cytosolic large ribosomal subunit; ribosome.